Molecule: messenger RNA, 2541 nt
Organism: Cynoglossus semilaevis (tongue sole)
Lineage: Eukaryota; Metazoa; Chordata; Actinopteri; Pleuronectiformes; Cynoglossidae
Gene: cax1
Product: cation/H+ exchanger protein 1
Exons: 20
Coding region: 107-2461 (784 amino acids)
Biological process (GO): intracellular calcium ion homeostasis; calcium ion transmembrane transport
Cellular component (GO): endomembrane system; membrane
Molecular function (GO): calcium:proton antiporter activity
Source: RefSeq, a predicted model, not a curated record
GUGUUAAUCGACCGGCGGCUGCAGUUUAUAAAGAGACGAUGAAGGCUGGGGACAUUCAUACGGGACCGACGGUUUAAAGAGAAGCGUGGUGGUGUGAACGGAGACCAUGUCGGACAGAAAGUCGCUGUUAAAGCAAGCUGAGGGGGAGAACGUGCGGAGAAGAUCUGCUGCUGAUUCCUCAGAAAACUACAUUGAUCCUGAACUGCAUCGCCAUGGUCACCAGCGACAUCCUCAGACUGAUAGGCUCUGCGUUGGCCCCCAUCAUCCCGAGCUUGGAACCAUUACAACACCUUCACCGGAACCUUCUUCCUCUCACUUCUGCCACUACUCUCCAAAAUGUUUCCUGGCUGUCCACAAAGCAGCUGGACACGGUACUUCAGCCAGGUCUACUCCGUCCCAGUACGCAGAGGAAGGUUGGCACGAGGCCACCACCAAGACCACAAUCAGAGCUGAGAAUGAGGUGGAGGCACACAGGGAGGCCAACAACUACAAGUUUGGCUUUAGAAAGUGGAAAGGCAAUGUAACAGAGCGGCCCAUUGAAGAAAGAUCAGAUAUCGCUAAAGAGUUGUACGCUGAUCUUAGUGUCGUUAAACCUCGACAAGGUUCAGUGGUGUCCUUUGGAAAUAUAGUUUAUGUGAUUUUAUUCGGGUGGUGGAUCUCUUUAAUCUACAUCCUUGUGUGUCCUUUACUGUAUUUAACAUACAUUUGUGCUCCUUAUGGCAAACUUUGUCUAAAAUUGGCCUGGUACUUUAUUUGGCCGUUUGGGAAGUCAGUAGAGAAGGCCAGUGACAAAAUGAAGGGCCCAACUGUGAUACCAUCAAGGUCGGAGGGCGUUGUUGAAGACAGGGACAAUGAUGACAGCAGGGUCCAUGUACGGGACAAUGGCACGACACCACUGCUGGUGUCUUCACCGGUCACUGUGGAAUUCCCUGUCCCACAACUACAGGUCAAAACAACUUCAAAGCACUGGUGUCGAGUCAGCACCUAUAUUUGGUUGAUACUGUGUUACCCGGUGCUGGCUGUGGUCCACUCUCUGGCCUCUGUGUUGUCCUGGAUCCUUAUCUUCACCAUCCCUGUUUCCAAGAUGAAUGCUCGCACACUGGCGACUGUCCUACUCAUGGCACCGGAGGACGUCCAAAUACGUAAACUAGAAAAGACGAUUGAAGGUGAAGUCAGAGUCAUCCUCUGCUGUUAUCAAGCUGCCAAUGUGCAUUACAUCAAGUACACCGUUCAGGGAAUCAACAUUUUUGCUCUCAACUCGCUUCCUCUGGUAUUUGUCACCUUGAUUAUUGGCUACACUGACCGCACAUCUGCUUAUUUUAGCUCAGAGGUCAAGUUUGCCACUGCCAUUGCCUCCAUCAUCCCUCUGUCUUACUAUAUCGGCAUGGGAAUAGCCAGCAUUUCCGCACAGAGCAAUUUUGCGGUGGGAGCAGUGGUGAACGCGACUUUUGGCUCCAUCACUGAGAUCACGUUUUACAUCACAGCACUUCUACAGGGGUACAACGCUGCCAGCAAGUGUUAUGAGGAUAUUGUAAAGGCAGCCCUCACUGGAACCUUGCUUGGAUGCAUUCUCUUUAUACCUGGUAUCUGCAUGAUCAUUGGGGGCAUCAAACACCGGGAGCAGAGGUUCAACAGUCGUUCUGCAGGAGUCAGCUCUGCUUUGCUCUUUAUUUCCGUUGGAGGUGUGUUUGCUCCCACUCUGUUCUCAAAAACGUUCGGUAAUCUGGUGUGUGAAAGCUGCACCAGCAUUCCAAGUAAUACCAGCGUUCCCUUCGCCUGCAAGGACUGUCAUUAUGACAUGAGUGCAGGUGACCCACAUUUGAUUCUCACCCAUAUUGAGCCCCUGGUGUACACUAUCUCUGUGCUGCUGCCUGCUGCCUACCUGAUUGGGCUCAUUUUCACCCUGAAGACCCACUCCCACAUCUACGACAUCCACAUCAGCGACGGCCACGGCGGCCAUGCACAUGGAGGUCAUCACGUGGUGCACUGGUCACGGUGGAGAGCUCUGGGAGUGCUGAUCGUAGCCACAAUACUGAUGGCCUGCUGCGCUGAUCUCAGCACCGAGAACAUUGAACCCAUUCUGAACCAUUCCUCUGUUUCCCAGUACUUCAUCGGUGUCACACUGUUGGCCAUGGUGCCAGAAAUCCCUGAAAUUGUGAAUGGAAUCCAGUUUGCUCUGCAGAACAACAUCAGCCUGAGCCUUGAGGUUGGUAGCUGCAUUGCUGUUCAGGUCUGCAUGAUUCAGAUCCCUCUGCUCAUCCUCUUCAAUGCGUUUUAUGAUGUGGGGUUUGUUCUUGUGUUCAGUGACAUCCAUCUCUGGGCCAGCAUCUUCAGUGUCAUUUUGGUCAAUUAUAUUUUCAUGGAUGGAAAAUGUGACUACUUUCAGGGCACUGCUCUUGUGGUGGUUUACUUCAUCCUGUUGGCACUUUACUUCUUUGCUCCUCCUCCACACACUUGUUGACCUGCUUCCAGAAAUACAUCUACAAAAUCCCAUAAUGUCAGCUUGUGUAUAUGUAACUGUAUGGUCACUGUUUUUUUGGG